Messenger RNA from Nerophis lumbriciformis (worm pipefish), 354 nucleotides. The record is from RefSeq and is a predicted model, not a curated record. Lineage: Eukaryota; Metazoa; Chordata; Actinopteri; Syngnathiformes; Syngnathidae.
AUGACGUCCAGCACGCCAGCAGAUAUGAUCAACCUGCGACUUAUCCUGGUUAGCGGGAAGACCAAGGACUUCUUGUUCUCUCCCGACGACUCGGCAGCUAACAUCGCCAAUCACGUUUACGACAACUGGCCGACGGACUGGGAGGACGAGCAAGUACGCAGUAACAACAUCCUCAGGCUCAUCUACCAGGGACGCUUCCUGCACGGCAAUGUCACGCUAGGAGGCCUGAAGCUUCCCGUGGGCAAAACCACCGUCAUGCACUUAGUGGCCCGAGAGACGCUGCCCGAGCCCAACUCCCAAGGUCAGAGGAACCGGGAAAAGCGCGGGGAGAGUAACUGCUGUGUGAUCCUUUAA